Molecule: messenger RNA, 4413 nt
Organism: Acanthopagrus latus (yellowfin seabream)
Lineage: Eukaryota; Metazoa; Chordata; Actinopteri; Spariformes; Sparidae
Product: dual specificity testis-specific protein kinase 2-like
Exons: 12
Coding region: 676-2856 (726 amino acids)
Biological process (GO): actin cytoskeleton organization; positive regulation of stress fiber assembly; protein phosphorylation
Cellular component (GO): cytoplasm; nucleus
Molecular function (GO): protein serine/threonine kinase activity; ATP binding
Source: RefSeq, a predicted model, not a curated record
AUUUGGACUAUGAUCAUCUUGACGUCGACAACAUUUAUUUUGACAUUGUGACAGGAAGUCGUGUGUGUCCCUGUCGCUAGCUUCACUCCGGGCUGGUUCAUUAUGGUACCCGUCUGAACGAGCGGCUCGUGAAGCAGGAAUCCAGACAGGAUUAUCAGCCGCAGACACCGCCGGGCUGCACCGCGAUAUUUCUGGCUCCAGUUCAUCUCCAACACUCGGACAGCACCGACAUUUCCAUCCGGACUGACGGGAGUCGGAAGGGACCUGUACAUAGCAGCUGACUGCUGGGCCCUCCUACACGCUUCUGGUGCCGUGCAGCUGCAGCAUCCAUCGCAUUAAGGGGAUGACGGAGGGAACCGAGCCUCCUCACGUACCGGCACGGUGAGGCGACGUUCAAGGGCUGCAGGAAUUAUUACAACCCCUGAGGCAGCGGCUUGGAAAUUUGAUGUGACUUCACUUUUCAUCAGUGAGACCUAUCCAUCUGUCCUGGGACGUCAGAGCUCAGGGUGAACCACAAAGAAACAACCUCUAGCAGUUGAGGCUCCGAUCAUUCUGACACCAUGACGGUGGGAUCCACCAUCACCGUGUGCCUCAGGACUAUAGCAGUCUAACAGACUGUCUGGUUCCCCUGUGGGAGAGAACAGAGCUUCUAUAGCGUGGUGGUCCACUAGCACCAUGGACUACCACGCUGAGUGCUGUUUCUGUGAUCCUGAGGACGGCUUAGAUGAGCCACCACUCCACAGUAUCCACGCACCCAACCGGAUCCGGCCGUCCUCGUACCGAGCCCUGAGGAGUGCUGUGUCCAGUCUGGCCCGCAUCGAUGACUUCUUCUGUGAGAAGAUUGGUUCAGGCUUCUUCUCUGAGGUCUUCAAGGUGCAGCAUCGGAUCACAGGGCAGGUGAUGGCACUGAAAAUGAACACGCUGGCUAGCAACAAAGCUAACAUGCUUAGAGAAGUACAGCUCAUGAACAGGCUUUGCCACCCCAACAUACUCAGGUUUCUUGGUGUUUGUGUGCAUGAAGGUCAACUCCACGCUCUGACUGAGUAUAUAAAUGGAGGUAACCUGGAGCAGUUGUUGGACAGUGAUCUGUACCUGUCGUGGGGUGUCAGGAUCUGUCUGUCUCUGGAUAUCGCCCGAGGGCUGCAGUACCUGCACAGCAAGGGCAUUUUUCACAGAGACCUCACUUCCAAGAACUGUCUGGUGCGCUGUGAUAAUGGCAUGUUCACUGCUGUGGUGGGAGACUUUGGCCUGGCAGAGAAGAUCCCUGAUUACAGUGAUGGUGUGAAGCAGCCUCUGGCCAUUGUGGGCUCCCCCUACUGGAUGGCUCCUGAAGUUCUGAGAGGGGAGCUGUAUGAUGAGAAGGUGGAUGUGUUUGCUUACGGCAUUAUUUUGUGUGAGAUCAUCGCCCGCAUUGAAGCUGAUCCUGACUUCUUACCCAGGACAGAGGAUUUUGGUCUUGACGUGGAUGCAUUUGAAAACAUGGUUGGGGAUUGUCCGCGUUCAUUCUUUAGCCUCGCUGUCACCUGCUGUAAUAUGAGUGCAGAGAAGCGUCCAUCAUUCUCUGACAUUGUCUUCACAUUGGAGAGUAUGGAUAUAGAAGAAGAGGGAGAGAAGCCCAUUGCACUUGAGCCAGUGACGGUAGAUGUAAGCCCGUACCGGCGCCGCAGCUCUCCCUGUCACCUUAGUGACCACAGCCAGCAACGGCAAGGCUUGGCGAGGAGCCAAUCAGACAUGUUACCGCCAGCAAUGCUGACCCCUCCUCUCCUUGGGACCCCUGCACGGGUCAACCCCUUCUCUCUCAGACAGGACUUGAAUGGUGGGCGGUGUAAACUCUUAGACACACCAAGCAAGUCCGUCAUCUCCCUGACCUUCACCCUUCCAGCGCUUCGCGAUCCAUGUGCCUCCCCCCACCUUCUUAGAGGGAUGCCGGGGACGCGAGCACUGCCAAGGAGAUGUCAGUCGCUUCCCUGUACCCCAGAGCUCAGCAGGACUUUGGCCUUGUCCAGAGACAUGGAGAGGAAAGAGGAGGAGAAGGAUGAGGACAUCAGAGUGUCAGCAGUUAAGGGAGAGAGAGGGGAAGAUAUGGAGGAUGACCUGGGGAAUAAAACAGGUGUGUUAGAAAAGGUGGAUGAAAGGUUACAUGACAAGCAUUUGGAGGUAACUGAGAAGACAGACUUGUUGAAUGAGAAGGAUGGGAUGAGGGAGGAUUCAGGUUUUCCUGUCGAGUUGGAGAUGGUUUCUCUGGAGCGGUUGGAGGAGGAGGAGGAGGACAGUGUGUGUCUAACAGAGCCCAUGGACUGCACCAAGUCUCCAGAGGCUGCAGACAGAGUCUUGGACUCCACACCUGUAAGACCCCUGCUCACCUCUACUUCCUCAUCCUUACGGACCAAUGGAUGGCGACUUCCCAUCUCCAACGGACCGCCCUCCUUGCCUCCUCUGCCACGACUGAACAACAACAACGGCUCAGCGCUUGUGAUUGGCCAACAGGUCCAGUGGGGUCUGGGAGGGCGGUCUAAUGGUUACAACGGAGCCCAGGUCCUGUCCUCUGAUCUUAAUGGCACCUCUGAACAGGAUGAGGUCAUUUCCUGUCCAGGCUGUUGCCUGGUAGGUCUGAGUUUCCCCUCAGUGUGCCUCCGUGGUUCAGCUACUGUGACUGCCCCACUCCGAAGGGCAUCGUUACCACGGCAGCGACCCUACCGGAACCUCAACGGUCCCAUAACUAGUGGCAGCGCUUCCUCAUCAACAGCCGCCACAGCAACCAAAGCUCUACUGUGCCGCAAUACAAAUGGACAAGUUGUGGCUGGGCCCUCAGUGAUGUGUGAGCCUGGCCGCUCCCUGCCAGAGGCCCAGACAUAAACCAGCUCAGUGGGGAUUUGGUUUUGAACUUGUGAUAUCCACCAGCACUAAAUGUUAGCAGACAAACACAGCAACGCUACAUGUUGCUUUGCUAAUAUUGAGAGCCCAAUACUGACCCCAGCAUCUGAGAUGUGUUAUUAAAUCAGCAAACCGCAAACUGUAGUAGAUAGUUAAAGAGCCACCUGCGGGGCUGGAGGAUUAAUUACAACAAAUCAGAGUGACGGUGAAGAACGUGGUGGUCUAACGUAGGGCAGGCAGAAUACAGCUAAAACAGACAGGCUUUAGACAAAGCAGGCUGAGCUGGGCUAUGAACUUAACACUGAACAGUCAGGGUCACCCUCACAUUACUGCCGCUGGAAUGGUGCUUAUCCACACAGAGCAGCUAGUCUCAAACUUACACUGAUGCAUGCUCCAUCCAUACUCAACCAAGUCAAACUGAACUCAGUCUGCACUCAUCUGCGCUGCCUUCAUGACUGGAGGCUCGGUAUAAAAAGUGUGUGGCUGACUAAAUAAGCUAAGUAUACUUGGAAUUUAUUAUCAUUGUUAUGGCCAUCAUUUCUAUCAAUAAAAAUAACAUUGUACUCAACAGAUUAAUUGCUGGAAUGUGCAAACACGGAGACAUGAUUCAAAAGUAGUCUGAUGUGUUAAGAAACUCUGAGGAAAGUCAAAGUGAUAUGGAAGGAAAGACAAUGAAACAAUGACCCAGUCUGUCCAUUGUAACCAUCCAUCACAGUUUACAGACAGACUUCCUGCUUCAAUUUCAGCUCUCUUGUUUUGCAUGGCAGCCCUGGCACUGCAUUGUACUGCUAAGGCCAGGCCAGGUAUGGAUUGAAAACUAUGGAUGUGAAUGAGGUUUACUACAACCAGUCUGGUGUGGCUGCAGGUACAUAUAAAACACUGUUUUUGAUUCUGUUUAACAGAUAAACAGUAGCUAAACCCUGGGAAUAUUUAUAAAGAGGAUUUGCGUCCUACAUUUUUCAUUACAUUAUCGCAGUUGCCCUUAGAGUAUGUGUGUGUUUGUGUGUGUGUGUGUGUGUGUGUGUGUGAGAGUGAGUGAGUGAGAGAGACAGACAUAAAGAAGAAACUUCUUCCGCUCGUCAUGUAAAUUCUUUAUUUUUGCACUUCAGUUUGGAGCACCUUGCAGUAAGACACCAGGCUUUUACUAGAUGGUGCUUUAUUUAAAUCUGUGCUACUGGUGGUUCAUGUGUGUGUGCUUUUGGCCAGACAAACUACAGAGCUCUCACCCUUUGACAUCUACCCCCCCUCACAUGUAUCUUGUGUAUUUACAUAUACAUUUUGAUUACACUGUUGUUGUAACUUAAAAAGUGUCAUAUGAAGCAGGUAAGAAUAUUUAUUGUACAGAUCAUUCCACACACUGUGUGUGUACAGUAUGUGCUGCGAAAGGUAGUGUGAUGGAUCCUUACAGGAUACAUUUUAUCCUGUUAUUUCUCAUGUUAAACCAUGGUUCUUGCAUCAUUUCUUUUUUUGUUCUGUUCUUCGAUACAGCUAGAAACCUGCGUGCAAUAAUCUGAUAAUAAAAAACAUGGUUGUGCAUAA